GAGAGAGAUGGGCAGACUUUUCAUGAUGCGCAUGCAGUGUGACGUCACGCCACGCGCUUAUUCACAAACACUACACAAGCACAACGUGUGAAUGUGCUGAACGCGAGCUACAUAGUAGGCGUAGUGGGGGUGUCAGAUUAUUUUCGUUACGGAAUUCGGCGGAUUCAGUCGCCGCGCUCAAAGCCCGCGAUAAAAUCUAUGCAAUAGCUUAAAAAUGUCAUUUCUGUUAAUGAAAAGAUUCAAGUGAAAGUGUAGUUUGCGUUUAUGAGUAUGAAAUCGUUUUAGUUAUUUUCAGGUAAUGAAACCAAUAUUCUUGACAAUAAUAAUGUUGCCGUCAAUCUCUGCGUUAGUAGACUGCAGGACCGCAUGCAGGACUUGUCGGGAGGCCAAAGAGCAUCAAAACCUGUUAGAAGUUCACUGCGCCAUGUGCCAGGAGUGCAAAGACAGGAGACGGGAGCGACUUGAACAGAAAAACCAAAGCCCCGCCGUUCCGAGGUCUCACGAUGCGCCAAUCAUUACUCUGAUGCCUUAUAGCGCAUCUGAGUAUACCACCACCGCGUGUCCCACCCCCCCGCCGUGCUCUGAUUCCGAAGAAGACAUUCCGGUAGCCCUCACUGUGACCAUGACCACCACAACCACAACGACGACCACUACGACAACGACAACCACCAAAGCACCAUGCCCCACCUUCGCUCCCUGCAAGAAAAAGAAACUAAAAUCGAUAAUGCCGUACUACGCCCCCAUGAUGCCCAUGGUCCAGCCUUGCAUGUGCAUGCCGUACCCUGCGAUGUACCCAGGGUGCCCCUGUCCUGGACUCCAGCAGGCGCCUUCAUCGCCAGCUACGUUUACGAGGGAACAUACUUGGACUAUUCCUACGACUUCGAAUAAGUUCAUUGACGUAUUCGUCGGCGUACCAAAAGAUGUUUGGAGAGGAUGAACACAUUUAAUUUAUGUUAUCUGGUACUACUACGAGUAUAACUAUUAGUAAUAAAACAUUGCCGCCAUUCGCAGCGCUAAUAUACAAUCAAGUAGUAAGGAUUCCCCGGUAUUUAUCAUCGAUCUAACAUUUUAAGACAAUUAACAGAGACACAUUAGACUACAAGUCUAAAUUUUAAUUAUUAUCUGAAGUAAGAGCGGUUCAAAUUCAACAAUUCAAAUAAAUAUUGCGAUAAAACUGUUUCUAGAGCUCCGUAGUCAGGUGACAGAUAAUGGAACCUUUGGAAUUUCCUUAGGUCCGUCAGCGGCGAUCAUUUAACUCGAAGCUUGUGUACUCGUGUACCUUGAGAUAUGAAGACUCCUGGUGAAGCUGGAAAGGCCUCCGGGCCACCAGUAAUCUUUCAAUCAUAAAAAAAAAAACAAGAAGAUCGCGUUAAAUAACCCCAUUAUAAGACCGCUAUGCUAUGAUUAGUUUUGGCGUAAAAACCAAACAAAUAACGGAACAAACAGAGCAAAUCAUUUACGAAUUAUUCAUCACAAUAUGUUAAUUUUCGGCUUCGUAUAGUGAUACUUGUAUCUUACCAAAACAUUAACUUCAACAUUAAAACACAUCAAAUGUUUUACAUUCAAUGCUCUCAAGCUAGCAAACAUACACAUACAUACUAGUGACAAGAAACGAAUAUAACUUGGUAACUACACCAACUCGAAUCCGAUGUCUCAACAAAUCUAAUUGGCAUCAAUAUAUUAAUACGUGAAGGAAAAACUUUGUAUCCCUUUUUACGAAAAUUGCGCGGACGGAGGAAUAUGAAAUUUCCCACACUUAUAGAGAAUAUAGAGAAGGAGUGCACAAUGCUAAUAUUUUUUUUAAAAUAAUGCAUAAAAGAUACUUUAAAUCAAUAAAGAAAACAUUACACACACUACCAUGUAUUUGACACAACAUAAAUCAUAAAAACAUACUCUUUGUUUACUGUCAAUUGGGAAACUUUUGUUAUUGUUUAAAGUCUGUGGUCGAAUUGAAAACAGAUUAAUAUUGUUGAUCUAUAGUGCAGUUUUGGCGAAUACUGUGAUUAUAUUAUCGAAUUAUAAUACAGAUAAUUGACAAUAGAACCAUAAUAAUGUUUAAA
Bombyx mori (domestic silkworm) is the source of this 2060-nucleotide messenger RNA. RefSeq lists its product as uncharacterized. The transcript has 2 exons. The record is from RefSeq and is a predicted model, not a curated record. Bases 299 to 937 code for a protein of 212 amino acids. Lineage: Eukaryota; Metazoa; Arthropoda; Insecta; Lepidoptera; Bombycidae.